Belonocnema kinseyi is the source of this 2137-nucleotide messenger RNA. It is a transcript of the gene eIF2D, whose product is annotated as eukaryotic translation initiation factor 2D. The record is from RefSeq and is a predicted model, not a curated record. The coding region runs from base 152 to 1921 and encodes 589 amino acids. Gene Ontology annotation, biological process: formation of translation preinitiation complex; translational initiation. Lineage: Eukaryota; Metazoa; Arthropoda; Insecta; Hymenoptera; Cynipidae. The transcript is spliced from 9 exons. Gene Ontology annotation, molecular function: translation initiation factor activity; RNA binding.
CAGCUGAUUACAUACAUAUGACCCGCAUGACAAACCAUGACAAUAUAGGCAAUUCAUGUGCAUCUGUCAGAAAACAUUUCGUUCGAAUGUCUCGAUAAUUACUUUGUUGCAAAUUUUCUGAGUGUCGAUUUGAAUUAUAUUAAGUGCAAAAAUGUUCAUUAAACCGUUUAAAGUCAAAUCAAACAAUCAGUUGAAAGGAUCUGAAAGGAGAAAGAUUUGUGAAGAAAUAUUGCAAGCGUUUCCAAAAUUGAAAGAAGAAGAAGUGCAGAGUUUGUUAAAAAAGAAGGAGGCAAUUACUGUUAUGAAAAUUGUGACCCACAACGGUAACGUUGUGAAGGUUUAUUGCACAGCGAAAGUGCCGAUGUUUCUGUAUUUUGAUUUGCCAACUUUUCGUGGCUUUCUUCCCACGGUUUAUACAUUAUGGCAGCAUCCAGAUUUAAUGUACAGUUUUACUACUCGUUCGAUGGUAAUUCCAAAAUUAUCCAGCGGCGCAGACUUAAUGAUUCCUGGACUGGUCUUGGAUGGUCCGGCGACACCUUAUUCGUUUGGAAAAAUGAAAAAGGGAUCGCCGGUUUGCAUUAAUACUGACGAUAAUAAGGCUCCUUUUGCAGUUGGACUUACAUCUCUUUCCAGUGAAGACAUGUACAUGUCUGGAGGUCGUGGGAAGUGCGUAGAAAUUUUCCACGUGAUUGGGGACUCUCUGUGCCAGUUACCAGAUAAACCUUUGACGAGGCCGGAUUUGGGAAGCGCGAAAAAUUCUUUAGAAACAUCGAAUGACUCGAUAACUGAGGAAUUAGAAGAAGAAACUCUUGAUGUACAAGUAGCAGAUUCGAUUAAAAAUUCAGAGAAACCGUUAGAUAGUGAUGAUUCCUUGAUGACAUUGCCUACAAAUGUUGAUAAUUUACAAAUAGAGAGGAGGGAUAGUCCUCUAGAGGAAAAUUUCAACAAAAAUUUGGAAGAUGAAGAAAGUGUACAUAUAAAAGAACCAGAACCGUUGGACCCGACUCAGGAAAUGGACAAGUUGUUAGAAUAUUGUUUUCUAAAAGCCUGUAAAACAUCAAUAAAAAAAGGAGACUUGCCGAUGAUCACUUCAACCUUCUUCAAAAAUCAUGUAAUGGCUGUAUGCCCUCCAGGACGGAGUUUAGAUAUUAAGAAAUCGAGUUAUAAAAAGUUAUCGGUCUUUUUAUCUAAAAUGAAAGAGAGGGGUCUUGUGGAUACUUCAGUUUUGAAAGGCGUCGAAUCUCUCUUGGCAAUUAAGUCAAAUCAUCCUCUACUCCAUGAUCUUGUAAUAAAUGAAGAAGCUAUUCCUGUAGAGCCUGUUACAUCAAAUGCCCCAGUUAUUGCAGAAUAUUAUAAAGUGACUUCUCAUGUUUUACCCUUGCUUUCGAAAUUUGGAUACGAGAAGGGCGAUAUAAUGAAACGGGCAGAUAUCAGAAAAUGUUUCUUCGACUACGUUAAGAAAGAAAAUCUUCAAGAUGGCAAAAUACUAAAGAUAAAUCCACAGCUCGCUGGUAUUUUGAAAACAAAGGAGAGUCAAGAAACAUUAACGAUGGAAGACGGGAUAAAUAAAUUUAUUGGGAAAAUGACUCAUACACAUGGUGUCACAGUUGGUGGAAAUACCUUGUUUUUUACUGGCAAAUUGGAACCGAUUGAAAUCACGGUUACUUCACGUGCAAAUAAUAAAAAGGUUACUCUGGUAAACAAUUUGGAAAUGUUUGGUAUAAAGAUGGAAGAGUUUAGUAAAGAAUGUCAAGGAAUUGGAGCUAGUGCUACUAUAACAGAUAUUCCUGGCAAAAAGACGCCCAGUGUUUUGGUUCAAGGGAAUCAAGUUUUAUACGUUUUCAAACUUUUGACAGAGAAGUACCAAAUUAAUAAAAACCACAUCAAGGGAUUGGAGUUUGCGCCGAAAAAAAGAAAAUGAAUUAUUGAAGGAAAAGAAGGUGAAGCAGAAGUUUUUUAAAGGAAACAAUGCUCCAAGGUAUUAUUCGCCAAAGGAAUAUGAAGUGAUUGUGAAUUCCCGUGAUCGUUUACUAAUUGACAAAAAUGUGUGUAAAGUGAUGACAGUGAUAAAAUCACUUCUUGUGGAUACUUUAUUUCGAAACUUGUAAGUUGUGGAAGUAAAAUUUAAAUCAUGAAA